CAGAGUUUCUGUCAAAAUAGUAGGUGCUCGUGAAAAGCCGGAAGGGCCGGGCUUUUUUUUAUUCCCGAAAAGAGCCCCUAGUGCGCCCGAGCCAGUUCUGCUUCCCGUUCUUUCUACCCCCAUCUAAGACAAUGAAGUUCUUAAUUUUAAUUACGUUUCUGUAAGUAAUUGCAUUCGGAUCCAUCUCUGGGAACGAACCCCCUGUUUGUUCCUGUUGGAAUUUUGCGAAGGACAAAUUUUCUUUUUGUGCUGCUACAUUUAUUAUCAUGAGUUUUGUCUUCCGAGGCACAAGAGGAGAUAUAGAAACUGGAUUUCCAGAUUUUAUUCCUGAGCGGCGUGCAGUGCGUGUAGCAGCUCGACCAAUCAAUACAAACUCACUUGCUUUUCUCGUCACAGUGUUUUUGCUGUUUAUGAUUUUGAACUCACAUCAAAUGUCGCCUAACUUCCUGCUCUGGUUGGUGCUCGGUGUCUUUUUGAUGGCAACAAGCCUAAGAAUGUAUGCAACUUGUCAGCAACUUCAAGCUCAGGCACAAGCUCAUGCUGUUGGAUCUAGUGGCCUUCUUGGCCACACUGAAUUGCGCUUGCACAUGCCACCAUCCAUAGCCCUUGCAACCAGAGGGAGAUUGCAAGGUCUGAGACUCCAGCUUGCACUUCUCGACCGAGAAUUUGAUGAUUUAGAUUAUGAAACACUGAGAGCACUGGAUGCCGAUAAUGCUCCUACAGCCUCUAUGACUGAUGAAGAGAUAAAUGCUCUUCCAGUUCACAAAUACAAGGUUUCUGGAUCUCAAAGUGUGGGGUUGCUAGAGCAGCAGGCUUCUUCUUCAUGCUCAUCCAAGAAAAAGCAAGAUCCUUCAAUUGCACAAGGUGGGAAGAAAACCCCAGAGGAUGAACUGACUUGUAGUGUUUGCUUGGAGCAAGUUAAUUUUGGAGAACUCAUUCGGAGCUUGCCUUGCUUGCAUCAGUUCCAUGUAAAUUGCAUUGAUCCAUGGUUGAGGCAGCAGGGGACAUGUCCAGUUUGCAAAUUUAGAGCUGGGUCAGGAUGGUCCGAGAAUGGACAAGGAGAUGCUUCGUACAUGGUUUAAUUUUUUCUAUUAAAAAAUAUAUGUAACUUAUAUGUUAAGAGUAAAUAAAUGUACGCAGGCAUAAAUUACAAUGAACGGUUUUAGCGGCUACCUGCCUUGAUACUACAUGUUAAAGGAACUGUCAUGAACCUGGUUAAUACCUUUAGUCAAAGCUUUUUUAAUUUC
Molecule: messenger RNA, 1247 nt
Organism: Olea europaea var. sylvestris
Lineage: Eukaryota; Viridiplantae; Streptophyta; Magnoliopsida; Lamiales; Oleaceae
Product: E3 ubiquitin-protein ligase SDIR1
Exons: 9
Coding region: 267-1082 (271 amino acids)
Source: RefSeq, a predicted model, not a curated record